Periconia digitata is the source of this 509-nucleotide messenger RNA. The record is from the annotation of a GenBank genome assembly. Lineage: Eukaryota; Fungi; Ascomycota; Dothideomycetes; Pleosporales; Periconiaceae.
GUAUCGCUCGAACUGACUUGGUGGCUGCGACUUUAGCUGAGAUGGUAUCGAACUCGCAGACGCGGCGAGCUGAGAAGAAGACGAAGUGGGAUUACGACGUAGAGGGUAUGAAGGUGACGGUUGAUAUGAAUGCCCCGAAACCCCAAGGGAACGAAAAGCCGUCGCCGGAAGACCAAGCUUCGAAAGCUAUCGUGGUGGUACUGGACAAGCAGACCGACGCAGGUGAAGACGGUGAACCGGAUUUCAUCUGGCAAACCUGGCCGGACAAUUACAAGCGGGACAAACGGGUGCCCUACGAAGGCUGCCUCAACUUGAACUCACUUGACAAUUCCAUCACUCUAGUUCAAGUGUGGGGCGGAUGCUGCGCGUUUUACGACGAUCACGACUGCAAGAAGAAGAUGUUUACGCAGACAAAUCGCGAGAACGGACAGCUUCGCGGAGACCACAACGACGCCGUAUCAUCGUUUUGGUGUACGUUUGAUGAGAACUGCAGUGGAUCCCCUCAGUGA